Molecule: messenger RNA, 723 nt
Organism: Acanthosepion pharaonis
Lineage: Eukaryota; Metazoa; Mollusca; Cephalopoda; Sepiida; Sepiidae
Source: the annotation of a GenBank genome assembly
AUGAUAUUUUUUUUUCUAUCUUUCUUUCUUCUCGUUUUAAACUUUGACUUGACACGAGAUUUCGUUUUCUCCUUUCCUUCUUUCUUUCUUUCUUUUCAUUUCAUAAUACUUUCAAAUAUACAUUGGAUUUCCUUUUCUCUUUCUAUAUUUCAACUUCCUCCUCACCGGUCUUUUCUUUCUUUCUUUCUUUCUUUCUUUCUUUCUUUCUUUUCAUUUCAUAACACUUUCAAAUAUACAUUGGAUUUCCUUUUCUCUUUCUAUAGUUCAGCUUCUUCCUCACCGGUCUUUUCUUUCUUUCUUUCUUUCUUUCUUUCUUUCUUUCUUUCUUUCUUUCUUUCUUUCUUACAUUGGAUUUUCUUUUCUCUUUCUAUAUUUCAGCUUCCUUCUCACCGGUGUUUUAUUUCUUUCUUUCUUUCUUUCUUUCUUUCUUUCUUUCUUUCUUUCUUUCUUUCUUUCUUUCUUUCUUUUCAUUUCAUAACACUUUCAAAUAUACAUUGGAUUUUCUUUUCCAUUUCUAUAUUUCAGCUUUCUCCUCACCGGUCUUUUCUUUCUUUCUUUCUUUCUUUCUUUCUUUCUUUCUUUCUUUCUUUCUUUCUUUCUUUUGAUUUUCUUGUUGCAUUUCUUUGUUCCUUACCAAACCACAUGUCAUAUCUUCCCAAAGGCGUCUUCUCCUGUUCCAUUUCGGUUUCACUUUAUCACCGUCAGAAAUUCACUCGUUUCUAA